Messenger RNA from Acanthoscelides obtectus, 2405 nucleotides. NCBI's taxonomy places the organism in Eukaryota, Metazoa, Arthropoda, Insecta, Coleoptera, Chrysomelidae. The record is from the annotation of a GenBank genome assembly.
GGACUUACAGUGUAUGUGUUAACCCUUAAACGGUCGAUGUCUCUCCUGAGAUACGGUCACAUGGUACUGGCAUGUAUGUAAAAACCCAUUAAAAUGUAGCGAAUUGGGCGGUGUAUAGUGUGAGAUACAUUCACUAGCAACGUUGUGUCGCCUAUGCCGGUUCAUUUUAUUUGCAGUUGUCCGCAUGGUAGGUGGUACUGUGUGUCAUUGUUAUGGAUAAUCAACAAGUUUUGACUCCGGUAAGCUCAAUAUAGUACAAAUUAGUUAUUUCAGCCUCUGGUGUGUUCGUAAUUAUAUAAUUAUGAAAGCUGAUGCUUCCUUUGCGUCUUCAUUGCUUUAGUUUUUCAUUGAAUAAAUUUUUGAGGUUAGUUUUUGUCUUACAAAUGUGUGUAUCCCUAGAUGCACAUUGCCCAUUAAAAAUAACGUAAGGCAUUUGAUACGCAAUUUAUGUUAGAAUACAUGGUAACUUCAAGAACUAUUUCAGGGUAUCGCUCCCCGCAUAUUUUACGGAAAAGCAGCAAAGAUUCCACGUAUUGUUGUUGUGCUACCACCGGACGAUCCAUGUGUAUCAGACGUUGGCAAAUCAUCAGAUGAGGAGGAGCUGUUUGGCGGAGACUAUAGCGAUUUGGACCCCGAUUAUCAGCAGCCGCCCACAUCUAAGAAGCGCAAAUGCUUACCAGUAGUUGAUACUUCAAGCGACUGGGAAUCAGAAGAUGAUUUACCUUUAGCGAAUUUUGUGCAAACAUCGAGAGAUAAUUCUAUACUAGGUGGUGAUAAACGUUACACUUGGAGCAAAACAGAUUUCCAACACAUCAGAUAUCCAAAAGAUGUCUUUUUUGCUGGAGUAGACGGAGAAUAUUCCCCUCUGGCUUAUUUCGAAAAAAAUUUUGACGAUGAUUUGUUUGAGCAUAUUGCACACCAAACGAAUAUUUACUCCGCACUGACAACUGGGCGUUCUAUUGAUACUACAGCUAAUGAAAUAAGGUCGUUUGUAGGAAUUGAGUUGAUAAUGGGGGUAGUCCAAAUGCCAACAAUCGAAGACUACUGGGCCAUAGAAACGAGAUAUAGUAUUAUUGCCGAUGUUAUGCCUGUAAAGCGCUUCAAGAAAUUGCGAAGACGCAUACACUUUCAGGAUAACAAUACUGAUCCGCAAGGAGAUAGAUUAUUCAAAAUUCGCCCCCUUAUAGAAAAACUGCGACAAAAAUGUAUAGCUAUCGAAGAGGAAGGUUUGUUUUCUAUAGAUGAAAUGAUGAUUGCUUACAAAGGCAAGAAAGCUGGAAGUCUGCGCCAAUAUAUGCCUAAAAAGCCAAAGAAGUGGGGGUUCAAGAUGUUCGUUCGAGCAGGCGUGUCAGGGAUUGUGCAAGACUUUCUCAUCUAUACCGGCUCUAGUACUUUUGACGAAAUUCUAUUUUCAAAGGAGGAACAACAAAUGGGACUUGGUGCAAAAGUGGUACUUGUCCUGUGCAGAACUAUUCAGAAACCAGAAGAGUCUUUCGUCUAUUUUGAUAACUUCCUUUGUUCAUUGGAACUAAUUGAAUACUUGAAGAAAAAUAAAAAAAUUGGCAAGUUUGGGAACCAUUAGAAGCAACAGACUUAGAGGAUGUCCCUUGCUAAGUGACAAAGAACUUCUACGGAAGGGGAGAGGUAGCUUUGAUUACAGAGUAGACAAUUCCGUGGGACUAGCGGUGAUAAAAUGGGCAGACACUAAAUGUGUGACUCUGGCGAGUUCGUACAUUUCGCACAGUCCAGUGUUUGAAGUUAGCCGAUUUAGUAAAGAACAAAAGAAAAAGGUAAACGUUCAGUGCCCUCAAAUAGUCAAACAGUACAACAUUCAUAUGGGAGGCGUAGAUUUAUCUGAUAUGCUGGUUUCACUGUACAAGACUCCCUUCAAAUCAAAGCGAUGGUAUCUCGCUAUGUUUAGUCAGAUUAUUGAUAUAGCUGUCAAUAAUGCCUGGCUAUUGUAUCGGAGAGAUCUAGCCUCACCAGCGAAAAAUAUAAUAAGCUCAAAGACUUCAGAAUAAACAUCGCAAAGUCUUUGAUUCAAUCUCGUAACGUACCCAGAAAAAGAACUUCUGCUGCAGCAAACUUGCUCCCUCAAAACAAAAUAAAGGUUCCCGUUGCUCCACGGCCUACUGAAGGUGUCCGGUUUGACAACGUUGGACACUUUCCAGUUUUCACUGAAAAAUAACGCUGUAGGCUUUGCACAAAUGGACAAACAAGAAUUUUAUGUCAAAAAUGUAAUUUGCGCUUAUGCAUCGUAUCAGGAGCUAAUCAGAGAAACUGCUUCACAAGUUACCAUUCCAAGUAAUGUUCCUCCUAGAAGCAAUGUGCAUUCGAAGAUACAACUAAUACCAACAACACCAGAAAAAUGGAUAGAAGUGGCAAAACAAUACGAGAAAACCUGA